GAACGUCUUUUGCACGCAGUCGAUUGCGCCGGUGUAGAGGCCUCCUGUGCGGGGUUGGGUUUGGAGACGGACCUUGACGGUGUCGAAGGGUUGGCCGACGAGGACUUGGGCGAUUCCGCCGCAGGUUCCGGCGAGGCAGUCUUUUAACGCACGGACGACUCCGCCAUUGGAGUGUUCCUCGAAUGCCGGCUCGGCGGACAUGGUCGAUUGGAAAAGAGAAGGACGGGGAGGAGGGGAGAGGUGCUCGUUGCUCGUUGCUCGGUACUUGUUGGAGCCCAGGGCCUCGCAUGAAGAUCUUGAGUCGAGGUCAACAACGUCACGUCGACAACCCCGCCAAAUUCGUUCAUUCAAAUCGAAGGUUAUAGACCUGCCUUACGCGAUCAGUCGCAGUCAUACUUCUUACGCUCUCACCAAUAUCCACAAGACCCGCUCCGACAAUGCCAGCGCCAAAGGAGACGGCGGGAGAGACGAGUACGAGGAGAUGGGUGAUCCUCAGUUUCUGGGCCGUAAUUUUGCUCGGUAUACCCAUAUGGUGGAAAACCACGGAGAUAUAUCGAGCUACUUUACCGUUGGAGAGGAUGCUGGCGUGGUCAGAGAGACGGGCGUGCGAUAUUAUCCUUCCUGUUUCAAUUCAUGUUCAGUCUCCGGAUCCAAUAUUGGCUCUCCCACGAUUGUUGGAGAAGGUGGAGAAGAAGUUGAGGGAGAGGAAUGAUGUACCCGAGUACGAUAUCCAACUCAAGAUCGCGGGAGACGAGAGCUCUGUGAUCGGUACAGUGAUCACGCUAUCCCCCUCAGACGCCCUAUCAUCACCAAAAUCGAGUUUCAGUUCUGAGGGAGUACUGACAUUCGCAUAUCCCUCGUCUGCGCGGAAUGAACUCCCUGAUUACCUCUACGAUGAGAUAAAGUCCAUAUUCGCGAAGGAGAAGGCAUAUGCCAAAAACGUGCUAUCCAAAGCCAAGGAGGAUAUCCAGAACGACAACGGAUUUCGGCGCGUGAUGGGGUAUGCACCUACCUAUCAGCUAUCAUUCAGCCUGAUGAAUGGUGGUGCGCACGAUGGUGUGUCGCAAUGGGCGAUCGAGGAAGCUGUCGAUUCGGUGUUUGGCGAGACUUUGGGGGAGUUGAGUGUCGUGUCCAACUUUAGCGUUCAUUCGCAGAUUCAGCAUUAUGCGAACCUGGGGUUUGAGCCGAGGAAGGCGGUGGAUGGGGAUGGGUACGAGUUACGGAGCGAAGAACUUUCGCAGUUCAUUAAUUCGGCGGAGUGGAGUCUUGCUACACCAAUCUCGUCAUAUCCGACAAUGAACUUCCUUCUCUAUGUUCCGGAAAAGCUGUAUCGGCCUUUGGUCAUUCGAGACGGCGAUGGCAAACCUGUACCCUCCAAUUCAUUCCUGAUUCCGCAGUGGGGUGGGGUGGUUAUCUACAACCCCCCAGUUGACUCAGCAAACAGCCUCAGUGAAGACGAACUCCGGGGAGCACUGUCUACGUUCCGGACCUACCUUCUCUCACUGCUCGGCAUGCCUGUACUCUCAGGCGCGGGACCCAACAGGUGGUCUUACGAUGGAUUGGUACGGCAGCGUACCGCAGAGAACAUCGUGUCUGCAGCAGCAACAUUAGGAUCAUUGGCGCGUCUCGUUACGCAGCUCAAGCACAUGUCAGUCCCCCAAGCCGUCCGAGAUAGCGUGAACCUCGUUCUCUCCAACCUCGAUAACGCUUGCGCCGCCUUACACCGCGGCAACGUACUUGAGGCAUUCCCACAUACCGUCGUUGCAAGGACAAACGCCGAAAAGGCAUUCUUUGACCCCUCGAUGGUUAGUAUGCUAUAUUUCCCGGACGAACACAAGUAUGCGAUUUAUAUGCCGCUGUUUGGGCCGUUGGCGGUUCCGUUGAUUUUGAGUGUGGUUAAGGAGUUGAGGACGUGGAGGGAAGGGAGGAAGCAAUUGAAGGUUAAGGAGGAAUAG
Messenger RNA from Saitoella complicata NRRL Y-17804, 1955 nucleotides. RefSeq lists its product as uncharacterized. Lineage: Eukaryota; Fungi; Ascomycota; Saitoellomycetes; Saitoellales; Saitoellaceae. The transcript has 4 exons. The coding region runs from base 438 to 1955 and encodes 505 amino acids. Gene Ontology annotation, biological process: attachment of GPI anchor to protein. The record is from RefSeq and is a predicted model, not a curated record. Gene Ontology annotation, cellular component: GPI-anchor transamidase complex.